CCAAUUUCAUCAUCUCAUCUUCAUUUUCAUCCCAUUGAUCCAUUGACUAGAUUCAAGGAAAGGAACCAAUUGACUCCCCUUCAAUAUGCUCGCGUGGUACCAGAGAUGUCUUAUCCAGCGUCCUCUCUUGACGCAGAGCCUCACCACAGCGACCCUCUUCGCAGUAGGUGACGGGCUCGCCCAGCAAGCCGUCGAGAAGAAGGGCCUGCCCAAUCAUGAUGUAACCCGAACUGGACGGAUGGCUUUGUAUGGUGGUGCUGUUUUCGGCCCGGUCGCCACAAAAUGGUUCCAAUUCCUCCAGAACCGCAUCCAGCUUUCAACACCAACCAAGACUCUUGCUGCGCGCGUUAGUGCUGACCAGCUCGUCUGCGCUCCUACUAUGAUUGGUGUCUUUCUCACCAGUAUGUCUGUCAUGGAGGGCGUUGAUCCUCAGGACAAGCUCAGUAGGACGUACUGGGAUGCCCUGCGCGCCAAUUGGAUGCUUUGGCCGGCGGUUCAGACCCUUAACCUUGCUUUGGUGCCGUUGCAGUACCGUGUGUUGACGGUUAACGUGGUUAAUAUUGGAUGGAAUUGCUUCCUGAGCUUGGUUAAUAGCGUCCCUCAUGGGGAUGAGGUUGCUCCGGGAGUUUGAUAGGUUUUGCUCUUUGGCUUUCCUGUAUCUUUAAUGUUUGGUUUGGCUGUUUACUACGGUAUUGGUUGUGUCGGAUAGAUGGCAAUUUUUUCUUGGCUUAGAAUAGAAUUUUGAUUUCUGGUGUUCCC
This is a messenger RNA of Aspergillus neoniger CBS 115656, 759 nucleotides long. Its product is annotated as Mpv17/PMP22 family protein. Bases 86 to 631 code for a protein of 181 amino acids. The record is from RefSeq and is a predicted model, not a curated record. Gene Ontology annotation, cellular component: cytoplasm; membrane; mitochondrion. The transcript is spliced from 5 exons. Lineage: Eukaryota; Fungi; Ascomycota; Eurotiomycetes; Eurotiales; Aspergillaceae.